AUGAUGAUUCACAGCUGUGUGCGUCGUAUGUAUUACCUUAUUCAUCCUGUGUGCUUUCGUUCACAGUGUGGUUCAUUGAAGGUGGUCGACCGACGCAAAAGUUUCUUCAAACUAUCCCAAGGAGAAUAUGUCACUCCGAAGAAGGUGGAAGAAGUGUACGCUUCAAGCCUCCUGGUCGAGCACGUUUUUGUCGAUGGCGACUCUCGUCGGUCAUUCCUCAUUGCAAUCAUUGUACCAAAUCUAACAGAAUUGCGCAAACGCUUAGUGACAUGGUGUUCUAAUGGCACUCUCAGUUCUCUGAAGCUACCUCGGGGCCAAAAACUACCGACACCAGAUUUGAAUGAUACCGAAUUGUGUAAACAUCCUCUGAUUUCUCAGUUGGUUCUCGAUGAACUUACACAAAUUGGAAAGUCUGGCGGCCUUAAAGGCUUCGAACAGGCCAAAGCCUUGCACCUCAGUGCCGAGCCAUUUACAGUUGCCAGCGGAUUGUUGACUCCCACGAUGAAGGUUUCUCGACCCAUUGUUCGCAGGCACUUUGCUCCGGUCAUCAAGCAAUUGUAUAGUGAGCACAGAGAAUAA
Dicrocoelium dendriticum is the source of this 579-nucleotide messenger RNA. Lineage: Eukaryota; Metazoa; Platyhelminthes; Trematoda; Plagiorchiida; Dicrocoeliidae. The record is from the annotation of a GenBank genome assembly.